AUGGCAACUGACUGGAAGUCAUUCUUGGCUUACUGCUUGGUCAUUGCCUUUGUGGUGUUAUUUCUUUUAUUUUAUUUUAAUCGGAUAAUAGCAUACUUUUUAUCACAUUUAAUUCGAAUAUACACCUGGCGAAAAUAUAAUGCUUAUAUUGAAAUAGGAUCGAUUCAAUUUGCUCCCCUUGCUGGUCGAGUCUUAUUCAAGAACUUAAAAUAUCAUUCUACAAAUCAAUCAUUUUCCGUUUUAAAAGGCUAUAUAACUUGUCAAUAUUGGUUAUGGUCUGUCCGAGAAGAAUAUAAAAUUCAAGAAAGCACCAAUGAUAGUAUUAAUGAAAAUGAACUUCCAUGUCGAAUAAAGUGUCAUGUUGAUGGGGUGGAAUGGUUUGCUUAUAACAGGACUUCAGCAUACGAUAUCCUUGACAAAAUUCUGUCGCAAGUACACAAUACCAAUCUUCCAACAGAGUUUCCUGAUUCUUCUAGCAUAAUUAAUAAUGAAGUAGAUGACAUUGCUAUCAACCUAGAUGGCAAGGAUGGCAGUGAUACCAAUGGUGCAAACAAUUCUAGUGAUUCUUUCUUUUUAAAAUUAUUACCUAUUCAGAUAGAUUGUGUAAAUGGUGCUUUUAUAUUUGGAAAUGCAAUGACUUCUUCGCUUCUUGUCAUGAAAUUUUCUCAAGCCAGUGGAAUUUAUGGCGCCGUAAAG
Molecule: messenger RNA, 696 nt
Organism: Dentiscutata erythropus
Lineage: Eukaryota; Fungi; Glomeromycota; Glomeromycetes; Diversisporales; Gigasporaceae
Source: the annotation of a GenBank genome assembly